AUGUCUGACAAACGGAAAGCCAAUAUUAAUUUAGCCAACAAUGCUAGCAAAUCAGUAUUGUCACUUACAUCGCCAGCUAAACUCAAUGUGGUAUCGUCUGACUGGUCGAAAAUGACCGCUAAAAGAUCUGCCAAUAAAGUUACCAAGAGGCAUUUAUCAAGCAGUUCGACACUAUCAAAUGUCACAAACGUCGUUUCAAGUUCAAAAGGAUCAAAUAAUCGACCAACAAUGCAUCAUGUCCCACAGCUACUGAGAAGGUCAUCGUCAUUCUUUAAAGAUGAUUUGGAAAUCUCAGAAAAAAGACCAUCAAAAUCUCAAGACUCAGACGACAUUUUAUUGAACACUGAUAGAUUCAUCCCGCUACGAAGUGAGCAUUCUUUUACUCUAUCAAAGAUUGAUCCUUCUUCCUUUGAAGUGGAGGUUCCUCCACCCAAUGCAUCGCCUUCAACACAUCUGCGAGCGCAGACAAAACGAGUUUUCAAACAAAACGUAGCUGAGGCUUGUGGGCUCGACAUGAACCAACGGAUUUUACAGUAUAUGCCUAAGCCACCGUUGUCUUCGGUAAGGAAACAAUCUUAUUCUAUUGGCAACAGAACACAUUAUUCAUAUUCAAACGGGUAUGCGAAUGACAACAGGAAAGAUAUCGCCAAACUUCGUAAGAUCAACUCCAAUCCAGAAAGAAUUCUUGACGCACCUGGUUUUCAAGAUGAUUUCUACUUAAAUUUGGUGAGCUGGUCAAAAAAAAAUAUUCUCGCAAUUGCACUAGACUCGGCCCUAUAUUUAUGGAAUGGAGAAAUAGGUGAUGUUUCACUUUUAGUUGAAUUCGACCGCCCUGGUGCAAUAGCAAGCGUUACCUGGUCUGAUGACGACUGUCAUAUCUCAAUAGGGAAAAAUGACGGAAACACGGAAAUAUGGGAUGUCGAAACUAUGUCUCACGUCCGGACGAUGCGGUCGGGAUUGGGCGUUCGUGUAGGUUCGCAGUCAUGGCUAGACACUCUUAUCGCAAGCGGUGCUAAAAGCGGCGAGAUACAUAUUAACGAUGUGCGUAUUAAAAACCACAUAGUGUCUACCUGGGAUGAGCACAGAGGAGAAGUUUGUGGUUUGAGCUAUCGUCAGGACGGUCUUCAGCUUGCAUCAGGAAGUAAUGACAACACAGUAGUCAUUUGGGACACCAGGACCUCUUUACCUCAGCAUAUAAAGAGACAACACACCGCCGCAGUAAAAGCCUUAUCAUGGAAUCCCGACGUCAGCAAUUUAUUAGCUACCGGUGGCGGUCAAACGGACAAGCACAUUAAUUUUUGGAACACCACUACUGGGGCGAGAAUCGGAAGCAUAAAUACAGGUUCUCAAGUUAGCUCGUUGCAUUGGGGUCAAAGCUACAGUUCUAAUUUGGAACAGCGAGAAAUUGUCGCGACCGGGGGAAAUCCAGAAAACGCAAUCUCAGUGUAUAACUACGAAACCAAAUUCAAGGUGGCCGAGAUUGUUCAUGCUCACGAGGCUAGGAUUUGCUCAAGCCAACUUUCACCAGAUGGAACAACACUAGCAACCGUAGGCGGAGACGAGAAUCUCAAGUUCUUCAAAGUAUUUGAGCCUAGAAAGAAGCAUCAAUUUGGCGUUUGCGGUGACGAGGGCAUUCUUGGACUACUUAGCGUCGGCAAAAAUUGCGAUGACAAGUCAAAAAGGUCACCAGCAAGAAGAAAGACAUCAGACUAUCUUAUUAGAUAA
Molecule: messenger RNA, 1725 nt
Organism: Lachancea fermentati
Lineage: Eukaryota; Fungi; Ascomycota; Saccharomycetes; Saccharomycetales; Saccharomycetaceae
Source: the annotation of a GenBank genome assembly